UUUACUUCCAUACGUUUGAGGCAGGAAGCGCCGAAUACAUAGAUGGAUAUAAAAAUCUCUUUGCCCAUUGUGUCUAAUUCCCUAAUCCUCCAUUUCUCAAAUAAUCAAACCAAAUACAAACAAAAAACAGACUUGAGAGAAAAAGAGACAUGAUUCUUCAGCAUCUCCACCAGUUCCCUCUGCGACUGUGACAGUUUCUCCCUUAUCAUUGUUCUCUAAAACUGAUUCAGGAAUAUCAUUAUUUUCAGGAAGUUCCUGGAUUCUUGUUGCUUCAAAGCAUGCUAUUUCAAAACUUUUUUGCAGGGGAUUAUAGAGGAGACAAAAAAUGGUAGAAUCAACACAAUAUGAAAGAUUUUCAAAGGAUUUUGUAAUGGGAGGAGUAGCAGCAAUUAUGGCAAAGACUGCAGCGGCACCAAUUGAGAGAGUGAAGCUUUUAUUGCAAAACCAAGGUGAAAUGAUUAAAAGAGGACAACUUAAAAAACCAUACUCAGGUGUGUGUCAUUGCUUUAAGAGGAUCUUCAUGGAAGAGGGUCUGAUUGCCUUUUGGAGAGGUCACCAGGCCAAUGUAAUACGAUAUUUCCCCACACAGGCUUUCAAUUUUGCAUUCAAAGGUUACUUCAAAAGCAUUUUUGGGUAUUCCAAAGAGAGAGACGGGUACAUUAAGUGGUUUGCUGGGAAUGUGGCUUCAGGCAGUGCUGCUGGAGCAACUACUUCACUGCUUCUGUAUCAUUUAGAUUAUGCACGGACACGGUUGGGCACUGAUGCAUUGGAGUGCCGUGCUACUGGCCAACGCCAGUUUAAAGGUCUAAUUGAUGUAUACCGUAAAACCUUAUCAAGUGAUGGAAUUGCUGGCUUGUACAGGGGAUUUGGGGUUUCAAUAUGGGGAAUCACCAUGUAUCGAGGGAUGUACUUUGGGAUCUAUGACACCAUGAAGCCUAUUGUUUUAGUGGGGCCUUUUGAGGGGAAUUUCUUUGCUAGUUUCUUCUUAGGUUGGAGCAUCACAACCUUCUCAGGGGUUUGUGCAUACCCUUUUGACACACUGCGUCGCCGAAUGAUGCUAACCUCUGGACAUCCAAACAAGUAUGAUAAUGCAAGGCAUGCAUUUCGUGAAAUUGUUCGAAAAGAGGGUUUCUUAGCUCUAUAUCGAGGAGUUACAGCAAAUAUGCUUCUUGGUGUGGCAGGAGCAGGGGUGCUCGCUGGAUAUGAUCAGCUGAACCGCAUCUCAUCUAGACACAGUCACUAUAAUGACACAAUCCAAAGAGUUUUGAAAUGAAUGGCUGAAGGUAUCUGUUUUAAGACAAACCAAAGAGCCAUUGCACAAAAAACAAACUUUUGGACAUGAUAGCCAAAGGUAUCUAUUUUAAGAGUUUAAGUUUAAGUUUUUUUUUUUUUUGGAAAAUUUAUUCAAGACUGCAAAUGCAGUUUAUCAACAUGUCUAUUCCUGUGAAUGCUGCUGGUAUUAGGUUUACAAUGUAAAAUGUACAUGGCCAGACUUCAAUUAUUUUGUUAACAUGAUUACACUGAUGUUACCUCUAGA
Molecule: messenger RNA, 1537 nt
Organism: Gastrolobium bilobum
Lineage: Eukaryota; Viridiplantae; Streptophyta; Magnoliopsida; Fabales; Fabaceae
Product: ADP,ATP carrier protein ER-ANT1
Exons: 5
Coding region: 326-1273 (315 amino acids)
Biological process (GO): mitochondrial ADP transmembrane transport; mitochondrial ATP transmembrane transport
Cellular component (GO): mitochondrial inner membrane
Molecular function (GO): ATP:ADP antiporter activity
Source: RefSeq, a predicted model, not a curated record